CUUGAAGUCGAUCGAUAAGAUAAGAUGUGAACCUACGCAGUAGAGGUACCUCUCGGCUACCUUCGACUCACACUCGAGCAGCUCUUGGCCGAAACUGAAGCGUCACCGCAGCUCCGCGCUUACUCGCUCCAAUUACUACUAUCAAGCCGAAGCUUUCUCUUGGGUACAUCUGUAGUCACAAGAGAAUGUCUGGAAUGGUUGAGGACACAUCCGCAAUGGCUUCUCUCAACGCCGCGAAACAGCAGAUUCGCUCUGCUAUGAAGAACAAGCUCGGCGCACUCUCUCACGAGGCCGUCAAGUCACAGAGUUCUGUGGUCUUCAACACUCUGAGGAACUUCAAGCCCUACGUAGACGCCAAACGGGUCAGCGUGUUCCUGUCCAUGCCCACGGGCGAGAUCCAGACCGAUGGCAUCGUCAGGCACGCUCUAGAGUCCGGCAAGGAGGUUUUCAUCCCGUAUCUUCACAAGAACCCUCUGGCCUCGCCCAACCUCCCAGCCCGCGUCAUGGACAUGGUCCGCCUCAGAGAUCUUCACGACUAUGAGUCCCUCAAGCCAGACAGAUGGGGCAUUCCCAGCAUCGACCCGGCCACGGUCCAUGAGCGGCAGAGGGUGUUUGGAGGUCCCGACGCCCACCACUCCGACCAAACCCUGCUUGACUUGAUCCUCAUGCCCGGCGUGGCCUUCGACAUUGACCCGGAAGCUGGGGCCAUCAGACGGCUCGGACACGGCAAAGGCUUCUACGACUACUUCAUCAACCGGCACAACCAAAAGUCUGUCGAGCUGGGGAAGCAGGAAACCCCUGUAUUGCUUUAUGGCUUAGCGCUGUCUGAGCAGUUUCUAUCCUCUCCAUCCGAGGGGUCGGUACCUGUUGGUCGCCACGAUCAACCUCUGGACGGCCUGAUACUCGGAAAUGGCGAGAUUAAGAGCCCUCCUGCACCCAAAUAGUUCCAUGACCUGAUAUCCAUCCCGUACUGCCUUCCUUUGAUCAAAUACAUAUAGUCGACAUUCCUGUGCGCCUCGGCCAAUCGCUU
Molecule: messenger RNA, 1030 nt
Organism: Neurospora crassa OR74A
Lineage: Eukaryota; Fungi; Ascomycota; Sordariomycetes; Sordariales; Sordariaceae
Exons: 2
Coding region: 186-944 (252 amino acids)
Biological process (GO): tetrahydrofolate interconversion; folic acid-containing compound biosynthetic process
Cellular component (GO): mitochondrion
Molecular function (GO): 5-formyltetrahydrofolate cyclo-ligase activity
Source: RefSeq, a predicted model, not a curated record